This is a messenger RNA of Ruditapes philippinarum (Manila clam), 1231 nucleotides long. RefSeq names its product spermatogenesis-associated protein 24-like. Gene Ontology annotation, cellular component: cytoplasm; nucleus. Bases 32 to 733 code for a protein of 233 amino acids. Gene Ontology annotation, molecular function: DNA binding. The transcript has 6 exons. NCBI's taxonomy places the organism in Eukaryota, Metazoa, Mollusca, Bivalvia, Venerida, Veneridae. The record is from RefSeq and is a predicted model, not a curated record.
CCCAAUAGUUAGCUCCCUUAUGUAAACAAAUAUGGCGGACUCAGAUGAUAACUCGACUGAAUACGAACAAAUUCCAUCGCAUAUUAUUGUUCAGAAACAACUUCAAGACUUGAUUGCCAUCCAGAAGGCUCGGGUUGCAAGAUUGGAACAAGAUGUGUCAAUGAAUAAUGAAACAUUAAGAGACAGCUAUAUUCCAAAAGAGCAGUAUGAAACUGAGCUCAGCUCCUUACAGGAGAGUUUAAGAAGUGAUUAUGUACCAAGAGAGCAUUAUGAAAUGGCAGUGAAACAGCUUGAGGAGGAGAAGAUGGAGCAUGCACAGACAAAGUUGAAAUUAAAUGAAGUAGUUGACAAGCUUGAGGAGGCCAUGGCUGAAAUAAACAAUUUGAGGGAGCAAGUCCAGCAACAGAAAGUUACACAUGAGAAAACGAAAGGUGCCCUUAAAAGCAAACAUAUGCAAGAAACAGCAAAAUCCAUGAAAUUACAGUCAAAGUGCUCAGAAUUUUCUCGAACUUGCGAGAUGCAGGAGGAAAUAUUAAAUUCCAAAAAUUCUGAAAUUAAAGAUUUAGAACGGAAAUUACAAGAGCAGCAAAGUUUAUACAAGAAAGAAAUUACUGAAGCAGAAAUAGAGAAGAAACAACAGAGAUACAUUGCUAAAAUGAUGGAAGAACAAGAAAGAAAAAAUUCUCGAACUUCUCACCAGGCUGUACCAAAAACAAAAUCAUUCAAAAGAUGAUGUAUGAAUGUGAAGUGAUAAUUAACUAAUAACAAAUACACAAAACGUGACAGAAAUAGUUAUAAUGAAAAUAGCUUUAUAAGCCACAUAUUAAAAUUGUGAUAAAAAAAAACUUUGUCUGUGAUAUGAAAUAUAGAAGUGAACAGUGUUGUACUUAUUAUAUGUCAUGGCAACUUGUGCGACUGUAAUUACCAGAGGUGUUAAAUUGUGUUGAUUUUUACGUCACAUGUGUGCUUUAGAGUUCAAAUGUGCUCUUAGGCUACAGCACAUGAUUAGAUGACAAAGAUGACUUGACAGUGCUUUAUUGAAUAUCAUUCCAGGCGGCACAGACUUGCACUUGUGUGAAACCAUGAACCAUAAUUUCAGGCACUAAAUUGAACUUUGGUAAAAUCAUGGAGCUAGCGAAACCAUUAAAAUGUUCAAAUGGAUGAAUUAUUAAUGCUAACAUGUUACGAAUUUAAUAUGCCGCUGUUGAUGUCAUAAAGCAAUUCUACAGUG